GGGUCCCGCGGCCCGCAGGCCUUGGCGAGUGGGCCCUCGCCCGCAGGAGACUAGUGCUCGCCACGCAGGAGCUGGCUAGGCGGGAUCCCCUUCCCCUGCGGGGCAGGGGCAUGGGCAUGGACAUGGGCUCGGGCUCGGGCUUUUGGGGUCGAGGGUCUGACGAAGGGCUGGCCAGCGGGUGGGACUGCCGCGGAGGAGGGGUUGGGUACGGGUGCGGCGCGGAGCUGCGGGUCCCCCCGAGGCCCAGCCAGGGACCGCGGCCGCGGAUAACGCUCGGGCUGACUUAACUCAUUCAUUUGACUUGCGCGGGCUUCUGGGCCAGGAGGCGUAAGAGUGAGCUUUUGGCCAAAUCGUCCUGUUUUUAAAAAAAUAUUUAUUUACUAAUUUAUUUGGUUGCACAAGGUCUUGGUUGCGUUAGGCAGGGUCCUCAGUUAUGGCAUGCGAACUCUUAGUUGUGGCAUGCAUGUGGGAUCUAGUUCUCUGACCAGGGAGCGAACCCGGGCCCCCUGCUUUGGGAGCACAGAGUCUUAACCACUGCGCACCAGGGAAGUCCCUCGUCCUGUUUUUGGACCAUGGUUUCCUUUUUAAUGAAAGGGGCAAGACAGUCAGUCACCUCUCUUUGGGAGCUUAGAGCAUGAGUCCUAAAGUUAGAGUCUCCGGUACAGACUUGGAGUCUGCCACGUAUUCGUUAAUGUGACCCUGUGCAAGUUACUUAAUUUCUCUGCCGCUCAGUUUCUCAUCUGUAAAAUAGGUUAGUAAAGUUAUCUACCUCAUGAAUUACAGUGAGUGUUAAAUCAGAUAAUCUCCUUGCGUAGCAUGGAACAGUGCGGCACUAAGUAAGCGCUCAGUAAGCUUAACUAUAUUGCUAGGUAUUGAGUGGGCACUGUGCAGGAUGGAACCUCAUGUAGUCUCACAACAACUUGGGAAAUGUGUACUGUUAUUAUUUCCAUUUGACAGACGGAAUAUCAGAGAAGGGAAGUAACUUGCCCCAGGUAAAAGUGAAUAAGUCAGUGAGCUCACUGCUCCAUUAUUUGAGAGGUUGAGGAUAAUAGAGCUCCUGCAGUUUGGUUCUCACCUAGUUACGUGUCUUAGGGCAGGUAACUAUUUCUGAGACUCAAUUUCAUGGUCUGUAAACUGCACUCACUUGGAUGUUGAGAGGAUUUAAUGACUAAAUGGAUGCAAACUACUUAGCAUAGUGUGGGCAUUACCGUACACAUGUUAUGUGCUCAAAUUUUAGACCCCGCAGUUGCUAUGAUUAAUAUGAGGUGGGAAUAUCAGGAUUCUGGCACAGAUGCUGUGUUAGGGGAACUUACAGUCGACCUGGCAAAAGCUAGUCAUAGUUACUCACUAGAUCUUAAGGUAUUGAGUGCGUGCAUAGGGGCCUCUCACUGUUGUGGCUUCUCCCGUUGCGGAGCACAGGCUCUGGACGCGCAGGCCCAGCGGCCAUGGCUCACGGGCCUAGCCGCUCCGCGGCAUGUGGGAUCUUCCCGGACCGGGGCACGAACCACGUCCCUUGCGUCGGCAGGCAGACUCUCAACCACUGCGCCACCAGGGAAGCCCAGCAUAAGUAUCUUGAUUCCUCUUUUACAUCUUUCAAUCCAUUAUCAAUUCUGGCUUUAACUUUGAAUUCUAGCCAGACUUCAACCACUUCUCAGUACCUCCAUUGCUGUCACCCUGGGUUCGACCACCAGCAUCUUUUUUCCUGGGUUAUGGCAGUAGUCUUCUAUCCUUACUUCUCUAUAAUCUCAACACAGUAUUGUUUAUUCUUAACACAAAGUUCCUGUUAAAAUGUAUGUCGAGUCACUCCUCUGCUCAAGAUUUUCCCGUGGCUCCCAUCUCACUUUAUAAAAGCCAAAGUCCCUAUAAUGCCCUCUGGAUUUGGCCUCUGCUACGUCUGUUACCUUGUCCCUACUUCUCAACCCUUGCUUAAUCCUGUCCAGCCAUAUUGUUCUCUUUGCUAAUGUGAAAAACACCAUCUGCACUCCUGAUUCAGGGUAUUUGCCCUUGCUUUUCUUGGGAUAGUUUCCCUCCAAAUUUCUUUAUGACUUGCUCCUUUUCCUUCAGGUUUACACACAAUAUCUUUAUUUCUUAGGGCUUCACAGGCUACCAUAUUUAAAAUUACAGCUCUUCCUGAUAUUCCUUCUGUGCUUUAUUUUUCUCCAUAGCACUUUUCACCUUCUAAGAUGAUAAAUAAUGUUUCAUAAUUAUUUUGUGUAACGUCUUUCUUUUCCAACUAGAAUGUAAGCUCCAUGAGGUUAGGGGUUUUUGUUCUGUUUCCUGUUGUAUUUUUAAUACCAAAAAUAGUGCUUGGUACAUAGUAGUUACUUAAUAAAUAUUUGAUGAAUGAUGAUCCACAUUAUAGAUCUCUUUCUAGUUUUUUUCAAGAGCUUUUGCAUUCUUUAGGUUAUUUAACACACACGAGGACUUAAAUAACACUAACACUCAUGCCCCUAGUGUAGGCAUCCCUUCUACAACAUUCUCUAAAAAAUAGUGGAGUGAGAACUCCAUAGAUAGACCUGGGUUUGAGUCCAAGAUUGGCUGUCUCCAAGCUGUUCUGGUCCUCGGUUUUCUUAUUUGUAAAAUACCUUUUUUAAGGUAUUUAAGGUAUUUCUAGUUCAAACUGAAUUUGACGCUAUAGGCAAAGGAGCAGUAAUCAUUAAUGUUAACCUUGUGAUUACUGUUACUUGGAAGGCAGACUGUUCAUGAAGCUGCCCAUCUGAAUGUGUUUUUUUCCAAAUGAAAAGUAGAAAUGUUCCACUUCUGUGAUUUCUCUCUGUCCCCUGGGGCAUAAUGGAUGAGGAUUGAUUUUUCUUUCCAUUCAGCAAAUAUUAAUUCAGUACUGCUAUGUGCCAAGGAAUGUGCAAGAUCUGGAAUUACUGGGAUGAAUAAAAGCAACGGUCUCUGUCCUCAUGAAGCUUACAGUCUAGCAGAGGAAUAAGACAUUACACUACUAAUUUUAGUUGUGAAAAAUUCUGCAUAGAAGUGCAGGUUGCUGUGAGCAGAUAUAGGAACAACAACAACAAUAAUGUAAUAGAAGGAGUAGCUAACAUUUAUAUAGCACUUACCUAUAUAUGUGCCAGUCACUAACAUUUUCUGUAUUAACGCAUGUAAUCCUAACAACCCUGAGGUAGAUACUGUUAUUAUCCCACUUUACACUUGAGAAAACUGAGACACAGCUGGUCACAUUGUAACUGCCAUGGCCACCUUGCUAAGAAGUGACGGAGCUAGGAUUUAAACCUGGCCCCAGAAACCUCGUUGUUUGCUACUUUAUAGUACUGGGACCUCAUCCAAAGGAGGGCUGUUGGGAGGCUUCUUAAGGAAGAGAUACUUGACAUCUGAAAGUUGAAAUUAAGCAGGAGAAGGCAUGCAAAAGAGCUGGGUGGGAAAGAACACGACUACUUAGAGGAGCAGAGAGGAGGGCAGAGAGCAACAGAUGAAAGAGUGGGGGAGGAGAUCUGGUUGGGACGGGCAAGGCCACGGGGAAGGACUCAGGAUCGGGUUUGUCCUACGAGGCAUACGAGUUACAAAUGUACUCGAGGUGGGAAUGGCAUGAUGAGUCCCUUGCUUUAGAGGCACCGAAGCUGCUGGGAGGACUGUCGUUCAGAGAGUUGAAGACCAUGCCCACCACUUCCCCAAGGCGUGUCUCCAGGUUGAACCUCCCAGUUCCCUCACCUUCCUCACAUGAUUUGGUUCCCAGACCUUGGUGUGCCUCAUCAUUGGAACUUUGUGUAGAACUUUGGAAUAGUGUGGAGUGUAUUUAUUUAAUAGUCGUUUCCCCCCAAGGUUCAAGCACUGUCUUCCUGUUGGCCCUGACAAUCAUAGCCAGCGCCCAUGCUCUGACGCCCACUCACUACCUCACUAGGCAUGAUGUGGAGAGACUGAAAGCCUCGCUGGAUCGCCCUUUCACAAGUUUGGAAUCUGCUUUCUACUCCAUCGUGGGACUCAGCAGCCUUGGUGCCCAGGUGCCAGAUGUAAAGCAAGCAUGCACCUUCAUUAAAUCAAACCUUGAUCCAAGCAACGUGGAUUCCCUUUUCUAUGCUGCCCAGUCCAGCCAGGCCCUCUCAGGGUGUGAGAUCUCUAUUUCAAAUGAGACCAAAGAUCUGCUUCUGGCAGCUGUCAGUGAAGACUCCUCCGUGGCCCAGAUCUACCACGCAGUUGCAGCCCUAAGUGGCUUUGGCCUUCCUCUGGCUUCCCAAGAAGUGCUCGGUGCCCUUACCUCUCGCCUCAGCAAGGAGGAGACCGUGCUCGCAACAGUCCAGGCUCUACAGACGGCAUCCUACCUGUCCCAGCAGGCUGACCUGAGAAGCAUCGUGGAGGAGAUUGAGGACCUUGUUGCUCGCCUGGAUGAACUGGGAGGUGUGUAUCUUCAGUUUGAAGAGGGACUGGAAACAACGGCAUUGUUUUUGGCUGCCACCUACAAGCUCAUGGACCACGUGGGCACCGAGCCAUCCAUUAAGGAGGAUCAGGUCAUCCAGCUAAUGAAUGCCAUCUUCAGCAAGAAGAACUUUGAGUCACUCUCAGAAGCCUUCAGUGUGGCCUCUGCUGCCGCUGCACUCUCCCAGAAUCGCUUCCAUGUACCUGUUGUGGUUGUGCCUGAGGGCUCUCCUUCCUACACUCAGGAACAGGCUGUCCUACGGUUGCAGGUCACCAAUGUUCUGUCCCAGCCUCUGACUCAGGCCACUGUUAAACUAGAACACGCUAAAUCCGUUGCCUCCAGAGCCACAGUCCUCCAGAAGACAUCGUUCACCCCUGUGGGGGAUGUUUUUGAGCUAAACUUUGUGAAUGUCAAAUUUUCCAGUGGCUAUUAUGACUUCUCUGUCAAAGUUGAAGGUGACAACCGUUAUAUUGCAAAUACUGUAGAGCUCAGAGUCAAGAUUUCCACUGAAGUUGGCAUCACAAAUGUCGAUCUCUCCACUGUGGAUAAGGAUCAGAGCAUUGCACCCAAAACCACGCGGGUGACCUACCCAGCCAAAGCCAAGGGCACAUUCAUCGCAGACAGCCACCAGAACUUUGCUUUAUUCUUCCAGCUGGUAGAUGUGAACACUGGUGCUGAACUCACCCCUCACCAGACAUUUGUCCGACUCCAUAACCAGAAGACUGGCCAGGAGGUGGUAUUUGUUGCGGAGCCGGACAGCAAGAACGUGUACAAGUUUGAACUGGAUACCUCUGAGAGAAAGCUCGAAUUUGACUCUGCGUCCGGCACCUACACUCUCUACUUGAUCAUCGGAGAUGCUACUUUGAAGAACCCAAUCCUGUGGAAUGUGGCUGAUGUGGUCAUCAGGUUCCCUGAAGAAGAUGCUCCGUCGACUGUCCUGUCCAAGAACCUUUUCACCCCCAAACAGGAAAUUCAGCACCUGUUCCGCGAGCCGGAGAAGAGGCCCCCCACAGUGGUGUCCAAUACAUUCACCGCCCUGAUCCUCUCGCCCUUGCUCCUGCUCUUUGCUCUGUGGAUCCGGAUUGGUGCCAAUGUCUCCAACUUCACUUUUGCUCCUAGCACGAUUAUCUUUCACCUGGGACAUGCUGCUAUGCUGGGGCUCAUGUAUGUCUACUGGACGCAACUCAACAUGUUCCAGACCCUGAAGUACCUGGCCAUCUUGGGCAGUGUGACGUUUCUGGCUGGCAAUCGUAUGCUGGCCCAGCAGGCAAUCAAGAGGAUCGCUGCAGAGCAGAGCAGUAGAUUGGCAAAAUAUAGGACACUACGUUUAGACAUCGAGUCUGAUCACUGACAAGAACAUGACCACACGAUAGGAAUAUGGUGCAGAUUUCUGUACCGAAAGGUCAGAAUGUCAUCUUCCAAGCUACGUGAGGGCAUGUGUUGUUUGGCAGACCUGGAGUCCGGGAAAUUGAAGACGAGCGUUCUUCUAUUCAUCUAGUUGAAAUGUACAGUGUCUUUUUGGCCUUGUACUGUGAGAGGUGUGCCUGGAAUUACCUCAUCUUGUGUUUUCACAUACCACACUUACUUAGGUAUCAUCAGAACAGCACAUUAGUUCCAGGAAAAAGAAGGAGAUUCUGAAAGCUUAAGUGAAUAUCAAGAGAAGGAGUCAAGAAUAAUUCAUAGUUUGAGAAGAGGAAUGAAAAAAACCCUUUAUUUAAAAAGAAAAAAGUCAAAAUCGUUUUGCUUGUUUUUCUAUUUCCCCAACACAGAGCAGGUACCUGUGAGCCCAGAUACUCUGUUUCUGUGGCAUGGUGCCCUAGCAAGAUGCUGUGAAUAUUCUAACUUACCCACAUGUUGCAUUGAAAAGUUGAAAUCUGUAAUUAAUCUGUUACGGAAUAAAGAGAAUAAUAGGAAUGAA
Orcinus orca (killer whale) is the source of this 6293-nucleotide messenger RNA. It is a transcript of the gene RPN2, whose product is annotated as ribophorin II. Lineage: Eukaryota; Metazoa; Chordata; Mammalia; Artiodactyla; Delphinidae. The record is from RefSeq and is a predicted model, not a curated record. The transcript is spliced from 18 exons. The coding region runs from base 3528 to 5726 and encodes 732 amino acids. Gene Ontology annotation, cellular component: oligosaccharyltransferase complex; membrane. Gene Ontology annotation, biological process: protein N-linked glycosylation.